AUGAAUCUCUAUCGUUUUGGUCUUUUGGUCGCUUCCCUCGUCUCUGCGGUGACAGCAGAGUCGACCUUUACUCCUGCUAGGCCUCCGUCGCUGCCGUUGGCUGUCAAGUCCCCAUAUCUGAGCACGUGGCUGCCGGCAGGACAGGAUGGGGGUAAUGGUGGCUACCUGGCUGGUGAAUGGCCGAGGUUUUGGGAAGGUCAAAUCGUUGGCUGGGCUGGUGUCAUUCGUGUAGAUGGUAAUUCCUACACGUGGAUGGGGUUGCCAGGAACCACUACCGUGAAUCAGACGGCCUACGAAUAUACUUCGACCAAGAGUAUUUUCACCAUGGACGUUGGCGGUGCAGUGCAGUUGAAUCUUACUUUCCUCUCGCCUAUCACACCCAACGAUCUCAAGCGGCAGUCUUUGGUUUUCUCCUAUCUUAAUGUGGAAGUUGCCUCGCUCGAUGGUCGAUCCCAUGAUGUUCAGGUGUAUUCCGAUAUAUCAGCUGAAUGGGUCUCAGGAGACCGUGGCGCUGCUGUACAAUGGGACUAUGGUGUCACGGACGAUGAAGUCGCUUAUCACAAGAUCCAACGCCAAACUCAGUUGCUUUUCUCCGAAUCCAGAGAUCAGUCGGAAUGGGGCUCUUGGUACUGGGCCACGCAUAACGGAACGGGUGUAACGUACCAGUCGGGAAAUGCAGAGGACGUUCGCAGUGCGUUUCGAAGUAAUGGAAAACUGUCCAAUUCAAAGGACAGCAACUACCGCGCCAUCUCAAAAAACUGGCCAGUCUUUGGAUUCGCCGUUGACUUGGGAUCCGUCAGCUCUCAGACGGCCGACCGGCUAUUCACCAUUGGUCUGGACCAGCAAGAUGCGAUUCAAUUCAGCGGUGCAACUGGUACACGCGCGGUGCCUUCUCUCUGGAGGAGCUAUUUCAAAGACGGGUUGGCUGCUCUCGACUUCUUUUAUCAUGACUACGAGGAAGCCAACAAGCUGUCUUCGGAAUUUGAUGAUCAGGUUGUCCGUGAUUCUAUUGCUGCUGCCGGCCAGGAUUAUUUGACCAUCACUUCUCUUAGUGGUCGUCAGGCUUUUGCGGCCACCCAACUGACCGGUACCAUUGAGGAGCCCUACUUGUUUAUGAAGGAGAUCUCUUCCAACGGCAACAUGAACACGGUCGAUGUCAUUUUCCCGGCGCAUCCCGUUUUCCUUUACACGAACCCAGAGUUGCUGUUGCUCCUGUUGAAGCCUCUUUACGAGAUUCAGGAAUCCGGAAACUAUCCCAAUGCCUACGCCAUGCAUGACAUUGGCACGCACUACCCCAAUGCUACCGGUCACCCUGACGGUAACGACGAGCCCAUGCCGCUUGAAGAGUGCGGGAACAUGGUUAUUAUGGCACUCGCGUAUGCGCUCAAGUCGGGGAACACGACCUAUCUGAGUGACCAUUACACCAAACUCACUCAAUGGACCGAUUAUCUCGUCGAGGAUGCGAUUUACCCGGCGAACCAGAUUUCGACCGACGACUUUGCAGGGCCCUUGGCCAACCAAACCAAUCUGGCUCUGAAGGGUAUUAUCGGUAUCGAAGCCAUGGCGACCAUUAGUUCCAUCACCAACCACCUCGACGACAGUGAGAAUCGGACUACGAUUGCUGAGGAUUACAUUGAACGAUGGCAAACAUUGGGCAUUUCCAACAAUACCAACCCUGCGCACACCACCUUGUCGUAUGGAGACAGUUCAUCUCACGGUCUACUGUACAACCUCUACGCUGAUCGGGAACUUGGUUUGAACUUGGUUCCGCAGUCUGUGUAUGACAUGCAGAGCUCGUUUUACCCAACAAUCGAGGCGACAUACGGAGUUCCGCUUGACACCAGGCACAGUUAUACCAAGAGCGACUGGGAACUGUUUGCUGCGGCUGUAGCGUCGAACUCGACUCGCGACAUGUUCAUCAAAGACUUGGCUACCUGGAUCAACAAGACACCGACCAGCCGACCUAUGACUGAUCUUUAUGAGACCAGCUCCGGAGAUUACCCCGGAAUCACCUUUAUUGCUAGACCCGUCAUGGGUGGCUCAUUUGCAUUGUUAAUUUUGAAUUAG
Messenger RNA from Aspergillus ruber CBS 135680, 2067 nucleotides. RefSeq names its product glutaminase GtaA (gene gta1). Bases 1 to 2067 code for a protein of 688 amino acids. Lineage: Eukaryota; Fungi; Ascomycota; Eurotiomycetes; Eurotiales; Aspergillaceae. The record is from RefSeq and is a predicted model, not a curated record. The transcript is spliced from 7 exons.